Messenger RNA from Limanda limanda (common dab), 1565 nucleotides. Its product is annotated as ankyrin repeat domain-containing protein 34C. NCBI's taxonomy places the organism in Eukaryota, Metazoa, Chordata, Actinopteri, Pleuronectiformes, Pleuronectidae. The record is from RefSeq and is a predicted model, not a curated record. Gene Ontology annotation, molecular function: protein binding. The transcript has 5 exons.
AUGGCGGACCCCCUGUUCGACUGCAGCCCCCUCAUCAGUGCAGCAGCCUCAGGUAAGCUCCGGCUGGUGCGCCUGCUGGUGGAUGGGGGGGCUCAGGUCAACGGGCGCUGCCCCCAAGGAGAGACGGCGCUGCUGGCUGCGUGUAAGGCCCUGAGAGGAGAGCCGGCCGGGCCCGAGACAGUGAAGCUCCUCUCAUACCUGCUCCACAACAAGGCAAAUCCUAACGUACAGGACCGUGCCGGCCGCACCGCUCUGAUGUACGCCUGCAUGGAGCGAGCGGGAGCUGCGGUGGCUUCCACCCUGCUGUCUGCAGGAGCCGACCCCAGCAUGGAGGACUACUCCGGAGCCUCAGCUCUGGUGUACGCCAUCAACGCUCAGCACCAACCCACGCUGGAGGUGCUGAUGGACGCCUGUCGGGCCAGGGGUCGUGACAUCAUCAUCAUCACCACAGAGGUCGGUGUGAGCGGAGGCCAAGUGACCAGACGUUACCUGAACAUCCCCCCCUCCCCCAACAGCUCACCGGUGUCCUGCAUGUCCCCGUCCGACAUCGUCCUAAAGACGAGCUCGCCCAGCUCACCUGAGGGAGACAACAUCUUCAACUUCACCAAAUCAUCUUGAUCAGGAAGCAGCAGCAGCAGCAGACGUCCCUCCUGCGAGCUGAGUCCACUGAGCCGCUCUGACACUCCCAGACACAGAGUGUUAUCUGAACCAUGGCUGGCCAUUCACAACCUGGCCUGUCUGAACAGAGCUUAUGAGGAGGGCACGAGGGAGAGGAGCCGGCAGGAGGAGGAAGGCAGAGAGGAUUUAGGACGAGGGGGAGGAGGGAGCGAAGAUGAGAGAAGAGAGGAUGAGGAUGAGGAGUCACAUUUCCAUCAGGUCAGGGUGGAAGAAAGGAGGGUGAGCCUGGUUCACAGAGGGGAUGACAGACAUGGAGGAGAGACUUUCCACAGGGGCUGUGAGGAUUUCCCUCUGAGGGUCUCUCAGCCCGGGCCCCCCCUCACAGAGGCGAGCUCCUCUCAGGCAACCAUGAGCCGACUGAUCUCCAAGAGGAGUCUGACUCCAACAGGGUCAGCGCUGGAUCACCUGACCCAUAGGAGUUCUGUCACUAAGCUUCCUGUCUGCCCAUCACCUCACUCCCACCUCCGCAGGAACACCCUCCCCUCCGUCACGGUGGUCCCGCCUCCCCUUCACCUCCCGCCCUUGGUCCACCAAUCAGACUCUCACCUGCAGGUGCCGAGCCGGAGCACCCUCGCUAAAAGCAGGAGCAUGGUGUUUCUCCCUCAUCCGCCCUCCACACCCUCCUCUUCAUCAGGAGCACCUGGGAGACGAACACUCCUCCCUCCGCUCCCCCUCUCCCUCUCUCUCACCUCCCUGGUGGCUCCUGCGGCCUCCUGCUGUGGUGAGAGGAGCAGGAGGUCACUGCGUCGUCACUCGGUGCAGCUCGACCAGAUCACAGGAGACAGGACCAACCACAUGGGCCUUCACGACUGAGACUCCUGCUGGAGGCAUCUUCAUCCCUCUGUAACGAGAGGCUUCCACAUGAGGAAUGAAUCAGUCGCCAUAGU